CCAAUCUCGAUCAUCACCAAAAGUACGAUCACGAAAUUAUGUGAUCAUACAUGGAGAUCAACAGUGAAUGUGAAAGGAUCGAUUUUCGAUUUAAGAAACUUGAUUCAUAAUAACUUGGAACAAAUCGAAUUAGGUUUAAACAUGUUAGAAUCUUUAAGACAAUAUCAAUGUUUGGCUGUAGAAGAAUGUUUGAUUGGAUUUGGAUCUUCGAAUGGAGGUGGUAGGUUAGGUAGAUCGAUUGAAUGGAGUAUUGGGGCUACUGAAUUGGAAAUCGAAGCUAGAAGGAAAAUCAUGGGUGAAAGAAAAAGAGGGAAUGGAAGAUGAUCAUGAUGGAAGAAUGCGAAAGGGGUUUUUUUUUCUUGGGUUUUGAAUGUAUGUUUUUUUUUGUUUGGAAAAAAGAGAAAUAUUUUAAUGAUUGGAAGUCACGGUCGAACUUGAUCAAAAUAAAAUCAAUAAUUCCAAAAAAAAAUCAUGAAAUAGUUUUUUUUUAAGUUGAAAACUUUUUUAUAGAUUUAUUAAAUCCAAUUUGUUUAAAUAGAUUUUUAAUUAAGUGUUUUAUCUGACUAUUUCUUUAAAAAUAGGGUUUUGAUUUAGUAUACUUAUAUAUAUGUGGAUUUGUUAUUUUUUUUGAAAGAAAAGUUGAUAUGUUUAUUAUACAAAAGAAACUUUUGGGUUGGAAUUGAAUACAUUAAAGAGAAUUGAAAAAGGGUUUGAUUGGGUUGAAAUGUAUCUUGCAUUAUACAUGAG
Molecule: messenger RNA, 747 nt
Organism: Melampsora larici-populina 98AG31
Lineage: Eukaryota; Fungi; Basidiomycota; Pucciniomycetes; Pucciniales; Melampsoraceae
Exons: 1
Coding region: 142-324 (60 amino acids)
Source: RefSeq, a predicted model, not a curated record